ACAAGUUGGGAGUCUCAACGGGCGGCAGUCAGACAGUCCAGAGACAUAUAGCACAAAUAGAUAUAGGAGCGUAUGCAGAGCUAGAGAAGAUGGCCGACGGUGCUGCCAACUCGAAGCGGGACAGCGCCUCCAGGAACCCCAUGGAAAUGGCAGCGGCGACGCAGGGCCCCACGUUGGGCGCCAUUUCCUUGAGCGAGGAUGCAGAGCCAUCGAGCAGCAGCGGCAGUGGCAGUGAGCAGCCAACCAGCUCUGGGGAAACGGAUAGCGAAGGUGAUGCCAACAGCACAUCCGAUCCUGAUGCGAACGCCAUGGUAGACAAUACUGGCGAUCCCCAGACAAACAAUCUGUACAAUCCGCUGGCCGGAGAUUCGGACAACGACCUGGAUGAGGUGGAGAUCUACUGCGAGGAGACCAUCUCCCUGCUGGCCCACGAGAUUCUCUGCUGCGAGGGCGACAGUGACUCGGAGACGGAAACGGAGACCGACGGCGACGAGGACACCGAUGAGGCCAAGGGCAGUGACAAGCUGGAGGACAUCCUGGAGUACGGGCUGCACAAUCCCUACCAGCUAAUGUUCAGCGAAGAGGACGACGAGAAUCCCAAUGCGAGCGAUACAGAGGAUACAGAGAACACCACACCGAUCGUCAGCGAGACAAUCGUCCUCCUGGAGGAGGAUCAACCGAGCGAAGAGAAGCCCGAGUCUCCCUCCAAUAUAUCUUCUUCAGGCGGCUUUCUCGUUUCCACUAACAUAAGCUUUGAAUAAAAUUCCAUGGGAUAUUUGGUGGCAAUCAAAAUUAUGGCUAAACUAUUUAUGCUGAACCAACAUUUGGCGGGACAAUUCACUUUGGCAUUUUAUUUUUAGCCGCAUAUUUAUGUAUUCAUUCAAAUUUACAUGCAGUGUUUUAUGCAUAAGCUACACAAAGGACCUAAAGCGGAUAAAGUGUGACUACCCCGGGGAACAAAGAGUCUAGCUUUGCUGUAUAAAUAAACACAAUAUUUUUAUUAUCAUGAA
Molecule: messenger RNA, 1010 nt
Organism: Drosophila biarmipes
Lineage: Eukaryota; Metazoa; Arthropoda; Insecta; Diptera; Drosophilidae
Product: clumping factor A
Exons: 3
Coding region: 90-761 (223 amino acids)
Source: RefSeq, a predicted model, not a curated record